Messenger RNA from Penicillium longicatenatum, 733 nucleotides. Its product is annotated as 60S ribosomal protein eL27. Gene Ontology annotation, cellular component: ribosome; cytosolic large ribosomal subunit. Gene Ontology annotation, molecular function: structural constituent of ribosome. The transcript has 4 exons. The record is from RefSeq and is a predicted model, not a curated record. NCBI's taxonomy places the organism in Eukaryota, Fungi, Ascomycota, Eurotiomycetes, Eurotiales, Aspergillaceae. Bases 99 to 506 code for a protein of 135 amino acids. Gene Ontology annotation, biological process: translation.
CUCUCUUACCCAAGCGAAAACUUGAGCACUUCGAUCUUAGACUGUUCCGUACUCCGACAACCAAACCCGCCAACCUUGCCGCUUACCGGGACUCCAGAAUGAAGUUCAUGAAAGUGGGCCGUGUGGCCAUUAUCACCCGUGGCCGUUUCGCCGGUAAGAAGGUCGUCAUUGUCCAGCCUAGCGACACUGGCUCCAAGGCUCACCCCUUCCCCUUCGCCAUCGUUGCCGGUAUCGAGCGUUACCCCUCGAAGGUCACCAAGCGCAUGGGCAAGAAGCUCGUCGACCGCCGCUCCAAGGUCAAGCCUUUCAUCAAGGUCGUCAACUACAACCACUUGAUGCCCACUCGUUACACUCUCGAGCUCGAGGGUCUUAAGGGUGUUGUCUCCUCCGAGACCUUCAAGGAGGUUUCCCAGCGCGAGGACGCCAAGAAGACCAUCAAGAAGGCUCUUGAGGACCGCUACACCAGCGGCAAGAACCGCUGGUUCUUCACUCCUCUCCGUUUCUAAACGGUUUACCCCGGCGUUUUUUUCGAGCGAGCACGGUUCUAGGUGAAGGCGGGGACGAAAAAACCAUCGAGCACAUUCAGUCCCUGCGAUGGGAUGGAAAGACAUAUACCAGAGCUGGAAACAGAAGAGGGAAUGUAUCGAUGUCCAGUUAAAAGAGGUUGCCAUACAAGACCUGGUGCCUCUGAAUGAAAUGGAAAAUAUGAACAACUAUUCUUUUCUUGUUUGAA